UAUUGAACCAAUUCUCAGCAUCCUGGAUAGGUAGAUACCAUUUUUAAAUAAAUUAAAAGCACAAAGAAUCAAGCAUUGUUAUAUCGAAUUACCUAAUAGAACGUUGAACUCAGAACUGUGCUCUCUUGUUUAUUCGUUUGAAAUUGAGAUAGCCUAAUACGAUUAAAAAUGAAUAUUUUAGUAAAAGUGUUGAUUUUCGCCUGUUUGACAUUUUCAGUGGCUUCGGCUGAAUAUAGCAGACAACAAAGAAACGCAUACGCUGAGGAAUGCAAGAAAGAAUUGAACGUUACAGAUGAGGAUUUUGCUAUUUUGAAAUCGAGGGAUGCGCCUAAAAAUGAUGCCCAAAGUUGCCUUUUGGAAUGUCUCUACAAAAAAUUAGGAUUGGUUAAAGAUGGAAAAUUAGACAAAGACGUGCAUACGACCAUAGCCAAGGCAAUUUAUGGAGAAGAUAAAGAAAAAUUAUCGAAAAUGGACGAAAUAUACGAGAAAUGCUCGCAAGAAGCUUUCAAAAACACCGGUGAAAAAUGCAGCAUUGGAAAAAACUUGAGGUCCUGCGUAGGAACUAAUUUUAAACAGUAUGAAAAUUUGUUGAAACCGCAGCAUUCGAAGCCUAAAGCUCCCCAAUCUUAAAACUCAAGCGCUUGAAUUUAUUUUAAAAUAAUUUAUUCAUAAUCCGGACUUAUGAAUUUAAUAUUUUUUGAGGUGUUCAUCUCGAUGUAUUUUUGUUACCGUUUUCUAAUUUAUCUUAAUAAAUAAGUUGAAAUUAUUAA
This is a messenger RNA of Planococcus citri (citrus mealybug), 770 nucleotides long. RefSeq names its product general odorant-binding protein 19d-like. The record is from RefSeq and is a predicted model, not a curated record. The transcript is spliced from 7 exons. Lineage: Eukaryota; Metazoa; Arthropoda; Insecta; Hemiptera; Pseudococcidae. Gene Ontology annotation, molecular function: odorant binding. The coding region runs from base 169 to 630 and encodes 153 amino acids.